UUGUGAAGGUUCUGACAGGAAGUUGCAUUGGUCCGAUUUUAAUCUACACUCUUAUCUUGUUCCAACCAGAGCUCGCCCGACACACGCUCCAUUCAUCCUUGCGCCUUUAGUUGCGAGUGUACGUGACUUGCCUUGUGUGUUUGAAGAGGUCUUUAGCCAGGCAUGUCAGGCUCAACUUCCCCGCCUCGCUCGGCAGAGACUGUGGUAACCGAGGGGUGUUUUCCCCCCGGAUACAAGCCUUUCAAACCCGAGGAACACGGCCUCGAGCGCGGGUUCCGUCUCACAGCGUUUUCGGACCUGAAAGGAUGAGGCUGUAAGGUCCCGCAGGAGGCUCUGCUCAAACUCCUGGCGGGACUGGAGGCGGACCGGGCCGAGGGGACAGGGAAGGCCGGAGACCAAGCAUCAGAGUUCGGCCAACAAUUGCCUCGACUCGUACAAACCUUGUUUCCAGGUGUGGGGAUGGACUGCUGUGUGAUUCCAUUGAGGCAUGGAGGGCUUUCGCUGGUCCAGACCACCGACUUCUUCUACCCUCUGGUGGAGGAUCCCUACAUGAUGGGCAGGAUAGCGUGCGCUAACGUCCUCAGUGAUCUCUACGCCAUGGGCAUCACGGAGUGUGACAACAUGCUGAUGCUCCUGAGUGUCAGCCAAAAGAUGAAUGACAAGGACCGUGAGCGUGUGAUGCCGCUGAUGAUUCAAGGGUUUCGAGAUGCAGCGGAGGAGGGGGGGACUUCUGUGACGGGUGGCCAGACCGUGAUCAACCCCUGGAUCAUCGUGGGAGGAGUCGCAUCUGUUGUGUGCCAGCCUAACGAGUUCAUCAUGCCGGAUGGCGCUGUACCGGGGGACGUCUUGGUUCUCACCAAACCUCUGGGGACGCAGGUGGCUGUGAACGCUCACCAGUGGCUUGACCAGACUGAAAGGUGGAACAAGAUCAAGCUGGUUGUCACAAGAGAGGAAGUCAAAGAGGCCUAUCAGGAAGCCAUGUUCUCCAUGGCAACACUCAACCGCACAGCGGCAGGCCUAAUGCACAAGUUCCAGGCUCACGCCGCGACAGACGUGACAGGGUUUGGGUUGUUGGGACACGCAAACAACCUGGCAGCACAGCAACGGAACGAGGUGGCCUUCGUAAUCCACAACCUACCAAUCAUAGCCAAGAUGGCUGCCAUCAGCAAAGCCUGUGGAAACCUGUUUAACCUCAUUCAGGGCACGUCAGCGGAGACUUCUGGCGGGCUGCUGGUGUGUCUACCCAGAGAACAGGCUGCCAAGUUUUGCUCGGAGAUGAAGAGCCAGAGCUCAGCAGUUGGAGGUCAGGGGGCGGCGGGUGGAGCAUGGAUAAUUGGGAUCGUCGAGAAAGGCGACCGCCGCGCUCGCAUCAUCGACAAGCCCCGCAUUAUCGAGGUUCCACCACGAGGAAGCCAGGCAGCCAAUCAGGACAACAACUCCGCCAGCCCCGCCCCUAGCCCCAAUCUGUCAUAGACACUGUGUGUGUGUGUGUGUGUGAGAAUGGACAGCAUACAUUAUUAUUUAUCCAUCUUUGGAAAGAGCUGGGCCUACCUUUCACCAUUUUGGAAUUAACUGUAAAUUCAGGGUAGUGUUUUAUUUAGAUCGGCCUUUCUUCAAUAAUCCAUUUAGAAAACUCAUUUAUGUAACUCAUCUUAAAUGACUUUCAAUUCUAAUUGUUUUUGCCAGUCAAUAAUGAAAAUUUAGUGUAAAUGUGUGUAUGUUUGAGUAUUUUAUCAUGUGACUGGGGGCUGUGGAACAGUUCAACAGUUUUGAAGUGGAUGAUGUUAAUGUUCAUUCAUGUUGAUGAAUGUAUCAUGUGAAAAAGAAAUGGUUUAUGGGUCCUGGUACCUGGCUCUGCCCACGCGGCCUGGAGGAAGGCUUGAGCAGCUUCCUUUGGACCAGCUGGGUGGCGUUCAGAACGCCCAUCUGUCAGCUGAUUGGCUGUCCAGCACCAAGUCCCUCCCACCCUUCCUUUUUAUGAAGCUCUGCCUUUAAACCCCGGCCAACGGGGGCCGGUGGAGUGGAUGUUUGCCUUUGGAUUGGGGUCGGGCUCAGGCUGCUGGAGGUCUAAAGCUUCCUGCUUUUCACAAUCAAUAAAACAGUCAUCGACUCACACUAAAA
Cyclopterus lumpus (lumpfish) is the source of this 2121-nucleotide messenger RNA. It is a transcript of the gene sephs3, whose product is annotated as selenophosphate synthetase 3. Gene Ontology annotation, molecular function: ATP binding; selenide, water dikinase activity. Gene Ontology annotation, biological process: L-selenocysteine biosynthetic process. Gene Ontology annotation, cellular component: cytoplasm. The transcript has 8 exons. Bases 460 to 1473 code for a protein of 337 amino acids. NCBI's taxonomy places the organism in Eukaryota, Metazoa, Chordata, Actinopteri, Perciformes, Cyclopteridae. The record is from RefSeq and is a predicted model, not a curated record.